AUGGGGAAGAAUCAAGCUUACAAGGCUAUGCAGAGAUCUAGGGUUGGCUCCAGCUCCGCGCAGCCGGAGGAGGUUGAAGACGGAAUGGUGGAUGGUUCAUUUCAUACACCAGAGUGGCAUGCGGCUCGUUUGGCUAGUCUCAAGACUACCCACACAAUUACUUGGGAAGAAUAUAAGCAGAAGCAAAAGGAUGAAGAAAUGAAAAAGGGGGAGCUUGAAGCUGAUACUGAUAAACUGAUGCGUGAGUAUAGAGCUCAGCUGGAUGCAGAAAGGGCCUUGAAACUCUCCAAGGGAAGGAACUAUUCUAGCGAUAAGUCCCGGAAAGAUAAGAAAGACAGAGAUUCGAAGAAGAAGAAAAGCAAGAAGAGAAAGCAUUAUUCGUCCUCAGAGUCGUCAUCUAGUAGUGAUGAAGAUGAAUCGAGAAGAUCAAGAUCAAGUUCUAGAAGAUCAAAGAAGGAGAAGAAGCACAGGUCCAGCAGAGACAAACACUCUAGCAAAAGUAAAGAUGAAACCGAUGGCCCUGUACCUCUCUCAAGAUUCUUUGACAAUCUUAAGGAUUGA
Messenger RNA from Microthlaspi erraticum, 561 nucleotides. The record is from the annotation of a GenBank genome assembly. Lineage: Eukaryota; Viridiplantae; Streptophyta; Magnoliopsida; Brassicales; Brassicaceae.